Akanthomyces muscarius is the source of this 2154-nucleotide messenger RNA. RefSeq lists its product as uncharacterized. Gene Ontology annotation, biological process: lipid metabolic process; phosphatidylinositol-mediated signaling. NCBI's taxonomy places the organism in Eukaryota, Fungi, Ascomycota, Sordariomycetes, Hypocreales, Cordycipitaceae. Bases 1 to 2154 code for a protein of 717 amino acids. The record is from RefSeq and is a predicted model, not a curated record. The transcript is spliced from 6 exons. Gene Ontology annotation, molecular function: phosphatidylinositol-4,5-bisphosphate phospholipase C activity.
AUGUCGCUCUCUUGUGGCCUAUGGCCACGUCGCAAGUCCGACCGUUCUCACCCACACGACAAACGCGGCCGCAUGCGAACCAUGUCAAUUUUUGGCAAUACCCAUGGCCAAGCGACCGGCGCAUUGCACAAAAUGGUAAAAUUUACAGCAUUCGCCUCGCCAGGAGCACCUCCAUUGGAGGGCCAGUUCCCAGCCGACAGUCGCACUGACAAAAUCUUGUCCAAGCGCAAGUUUGAACAAUUCCUGCGCCAAACUCAGGGAGAGAGCACAAUCUUAUUGCAAGACAAGGGUUAUACAGUUGGCGACUUUCAAGCGACGUGGUAUUUGAGCUACUCAUGGGACGCUGUUGCGCCGUUACCCGAAAAGGAUGUUACAAGGCCAUUGACGGACUACUUCAUAAGUAGCAGCCACAAUACCUAUCUUGAAGGACAUCAGGUAUUGUCCAAGAGCUCGCCUCAGGCAUACAAAAAUGUUCUGCUCAAGGGAGGCCGCUGCAUAGAGAUUGAUGUCUGGAGCGGCGAAUCAGCAACACCAAGGUCAAGCUCCAAGUCUCCCGCCAUUCAUCAUGACCGGCAUGCAUCAGCUUCCUCCUUGACGCAUGCCUACGACGAGUUUCGCGAAAACACGAGAAAAUAUCUCGGAAGCGCCUCGCACUCGAGAAGCGUAAGCUGCAACAGCGCGACUUUAGUCGAAGAUUCCCCAAAAUCGAGCCUACACGCAUUUCCGUCUACCGCAGACAAAAAAGACCGGCUGCAUCUGCCACAAACCCCUGUCACGAGAGGCCGCAGCCUUAUAGCCAAGGGAGAACCGCUAGUUCGCCACGGGCCCAGGUUGACCUCCAGCUGUGGAUUUCGUGAGGUUGCCGAGGCUAUCAGAGACACUGCAUUCAAGGCCAGCGAUCUGCCCAUCAUCAUUAGUUUUGAGAUGCAUGCAGAUUUGGAACAACAAGAAGCCAUGGUCAAAAUUAUGGAGGAAGUGUGGCAGGACAUGCUCCUCGUCGUUCCCGAAGAAGGUUGUGACCCUCUGCUCCAUGUACCGCGCCUCGAGCAGCUGCGUGGGAAAAUCCUCGUCAAGGCCAAGAGAGCCCAUGAAACCCAUUCCCAGCCCGUAAUAUCCCUGUCUGCGCCUACCACACAGGCUGAGUACGGACAUGAUGACGAGCUGGCACACCACGUAGCGAAGCUAGGCAAGUCAAUGUCUACCUCUGCGACGCACGCUACGCCCCCUCACGACUCAAAUUCAAAAGUAGCGAUCCAUGAAAAGCUCAGAAAUCUCGCAAUCUACACCAGAGGCGUCAAGUUCGAGGGCCUCGACACCAAGCAAGCAACACAACCCAAUCACAUAUUCUCCAUUGGUGAAGACGAUAUUUUUCAUCUCGACGAGAAGCACCAUCGUGCCAUGUUUCUGCAUAACAAAAACUUCUUGAUGCGGAGCUAUCCAGAUGGCCUCAAGAGGUUCAACAGCUCGAAUUAUAAUCCCGCCUACUUCUGGCGCAAAGGCGUGCAGAUGGUUACCAUGAAUUGGCAAUAUCCCGACGACGGCAUGAUGCUUCACUAUGGCAUGUUUGCGGACGAAAAGGGCUGGGUUCUCAAGCCACCUGGAUAUCGAAGCUCCGACACAUCGAGCCAGACGCAGCACGAAGCAGCCACUGUGCACACCAUGGAUCUGAGCUUGACCAUCUUCAAGGCGCAGCACAUCCCCCCCAGGGGAGAUGGGGACGGCGCCGAACGCCACGGGGCUGCACUGCAGACUUUUACCAGGGCUGAGAUACGCACGGGAAGAUUCAUCGAUUUUAAAAAGGACAGCACGCUUACGGACGACACGCACGCCAAGAAGACCCAAGCUUACAAAUCGCAUCAUCCGUCAUUUGGCCGAAGGGGUGAGACGCUGACAUUUCGCGACAUUCCCAAUGUUGUGGAGGAGCUGAGCUUCUUGCUGAUCAAAAUUGACGAAGUAGGAGUCACUGGUGUGAUCAACUGGCCAACACUGGCCUGGGCAUGCAUACGACUGGAUCGUCUCCAGCCAGGCUAUCGAUUCAUUAAAUUAAUGGACAUGGGUGGGCGCCCAGUCUCCGAAGGCCUCGUACUGGCGGCCAUCUUGCAUUGGGCAGUUUACUGCGCUACGGAGGACAGAUUGAGUGCUCUUUAUCGUUAG